Brassica oleracea var. oleracea is the source of this 805-nucleotide messenger RNA. RefSeq names its product calmodulin-like protein 2. Gene Ontology annotation, molecular function: calcium ion binding. The record is from RefSeq and is a predicted model, not a curated record. The coding region runs from base 201 to 659 and encodes 152 amino acids. The transcript has a single exon. NCBI's taxonomy places the organism in Eukaryota, Viridiplantae, Streptophyta, Magnoliopsida, Brassicales, Brassicaceae.
CGAAACCCAUUAUUCUCUCUCAUAAUUUGCUUUUCUUUUUUUAAAUUUGUGCCUUUGACAUCGUCCAUCUUGCGUGAAGUUUUUUUUUUGUUGCAAAAAUUCACCAACUUAGACUUAAGACUCUGUUUGUUGAUCUUUAUUAUUCUUCAAAUGUGAGAUAAUUCUUUUUUGCUACAACCACCGUCAGAACUUUUGAUAAAAUGGAUCGUGGAGAACUGAGUAAAGUAUUUAAAAUGUUCGAUAAGAAUGGCGAUGGGAAAAUUGCAAAAAAUGAGCUGAGGGAUUUCUUCAAAAGUGUGAGUAUCCUUGUUCCCGAAAAUGAGAUUAAGGAGAUGAUUGCAAAGAUGGAUGUGAAUGGAGACGGUUUCAUGGAUAUAGAUGAGAUUGGGUCAUUGUAUCAAGAAAUGAUGGAAGAGAAAGAAGAAGAAGAGGACAUGAGGGAGGCAUUCAGAGUAUUCGAUCAGAACGGUGAUGGUUUCAUCACCGAUGAAGAGUUAAGGUCGGUUCUUGCAUCAAUGGGGUUGAAACAAGGAAGAACACUUGAAGGUUGCAGGAAAAUGAUUAGUAAGGUUGAUGUUGAUGGAGAUGGUAUGGUCAAUUUUAAGGAAUUUAAACAAAUGAUGAGAGGUGGUGGAUUUGCUGCUCUUAGCUCCAAUUAAACAUGUUUUCUCUUUUUUUACUCAUAAUAAAUUUUUAUUGUUUAGAUAUUAAUACUAGUUUAUGGAAUUUAAACAAUAAAAAGAGUGUAUUUGAUCAAGAAAGUAGAAUUAUUUGCAUUAAAUGAAAUGUCUGAUGUUGAGUAUUA